This is a messenger RNA of Periconia digitata, 1126 nucleotides long. The record is from the annotation of a GenBank genome assembly. Lineage: Eukaryota; Fungi; Ascomycota; Dothideomycetes; Pleosporales; Periconiaceae.
UUCUCGUCUCAUCCCUCAUCUCCUCUAUUAUUCAAUGCUCGGGAAUAUCAAUAUUUCCCUUGGAUCCCCAUCUACAGCAUCGGCUGGCUUCAUCAUGGCGCAUUGCCGCACAACGCUUUCAAUAUUGCAUGGUUUUGACUUCUUUAUUUCUCUACUCAAGGCGAUCUUUUAUUUCAUGAUGUUUGUUUUGAGUGUCCCGUUCCGAAGCUCAGAACGCCAUCCAAAAUCCAUGAAACAUGUUAUUCAUUCAGCACUGCGCGUAAUGAACGCCAGAACUUCCGCGAAGGAGUUUCAGUGGGUCCAUCCCUCCCCAUUUCAUUGUAGUAAUAAAGAUCGAACUAAAAACAGUAGAAACAUGAUGACAUCAACCGAUGAGACAUACGAAGCAUUCGCCAAAGCGAAUAACUUCGAACCAAUUUCCACGAGUCUUCCUGAGGAUGCAACUGCGCACUGGAUAGGUUCGCCCGAUGCGGACAGAGUCUUGGUGGUCUUCCACGGUGGUGGUAUUUUUUAUUCGGCGAUCACUCAGUUCCAGUUUGUGUAUGACGUACAGGAAAAAGCAGGCAAGAAUACCGCGGGAGUUGUACUUUCCUACAGCCUUGCUCCCGAAAAGCAAUAUCCACAUCAGCUCAAGCAGGUAAUAGCAUUGAUAUCUUACCUGAUCAACGAGGCGUGCAAGAAACCCGAGAACAUCAUUCUCGUCGGCGACUCGGCGGGCGCGAAUCUGAUUCUAGGCGUCAUAUCACAUUUGCUACAUCCGCUCCCUGACCCAUCCAUUGCUCCACUGCACACGGCCACCCCUCUCAAGGGUGUGGCACUGAUGACCCCAAUGACGAAUUUCAACCCCACUGUACCAUCAUAUACGACGACCCUGAAGAAAGAUUUCAUCAGCCAACAUGUUCUGGCAACAUGGGGACGUUAUUACAUGGGAGAGUCCCCACCAAACGCUUACAGCCGAUCAGGACCUGAAGGUGAAAUUUGGUGGGAUGGCAUGGAUACCAAAAUAGGCGAGGUUAUGUUGGUAACUCGAGAAAGAGAUAUCAUGUUCGAUGGCACGCAGGAUUUCAGUGAUAUGUUAAAGGUUAGUCUACUCACCAGCCUGAAAGCGUACGAGAUUGCUCAGUAG